Thlaspi arvense is the source of this 2708-nucleotide messenger RNA. The record is from the annotation of a GenBank genome assembly. NCBI's taxonomy places the organism in Eukaryota, Viridiplantae, Streptophyta, Magnoliopsida, Brassicales, Brassicaceae.
GACUGAGGUACAGUUUUUGUGAAGAUAAGGUAACGGAACGGGACGGCCUCUGGUUUUUGGAAUCAUACAAUUUAUACAGUUUACUACCAUCUUACAGUGACUGAGGAAUCCCGCAAGGACGAAUGAAACCAAAUCCUCAUACAAAUCGUUGAUUCGUGAGUGAAGUAAGCUAAAUUUUGCCGCUUUUGCUUAGAAACAGUUCUAAGUCACGGACUUUUCCUCCGUUUAGUCUCUCCGGUUCUCUAUUAGGUUUUACGUCUAGGGCUUAUGGGCUGACUUCUCUUUCCACCAUUUGUUCAAUUUCAAGCAUCAUCCAUCUGUCUACGGUAGAAAAAUCGACGACUAUUGCUUCGGUGACGUUGGAGGAAGAGAAUCACACUGAGGAUGAGGAAACCGAAUAGCUCUAAGGGCGGUACGGUGAUAACUGUGAAGAAGGAAGUAAUUGAGAUUGAGUCAGACUCAGAUACAGACGAAGUUGGCGGUAGGAUUCUGGCUCUUUGCGGUGGAGUGGAUGCAUCAUGCAAGCCACUUAAUGCUUCAGCUGAAAGAGACGAAACAAGUAUGCAGAUUGUUUGUGCUGAUGACUUGGAAUAUGAUCCGGAUUAUAAAAAGUAUUUCGCAAGCUGUUGGGUGAAGCAACCAUAUUUGCUUGAGGGGAACACUUCUCCGAUGCGUCUUACGCACAACGCUGCUAAUGAAGCUACGGGUAGGAGUAAAAGCGGAGCAGUAAAAGUUGAGAAGAUUAGAGCAGGGUCUCCUUUGGUUUCCAGUGUUGCAAAGAAGUUAAAGAGUAAGAAUGGUGAAGCGGAUUAUAAGUUGAUUUCGAGGUCUGUCUUCAAGAAAAGGGAUGCUCGACAGGGAAGGAAGACUGGUCUGACCAAGAAUACUAUCAGAUUAGAAAAGCCUACGAGUAAUGUCAAAGAAACUCGACAGGGAAGGAAGGCUGCUCUGACCAAGAACACUAUCAGAUUAGAAAAGCCUAAAAGCAAUGCCAAAGACACCAGACAAAAGAAAGAAGAUGCUCGAACGGGAAGGAAGGUUGGUCUGACCAAGACCACUAUCAAAUUAGAAGAGCCUACAAAAAAGGUCAAAGACACCAAACAAAAGAAAGAAGAUGGUCGUCGUGGAAGGAAGAUUGGUCUGACCAAGAACACUAUCAAAUUAGAAAAGCCUGCAAAAAAGGUCAAAGACACCAAACAAAAGAAAGAAGAUGGUCGUCGGGGAAGGAAGACUGGUCUGACCAAGAAUACUAUCAAAUUAGAAAAGCCUACAAAAAAGGUCAAAGACACUCAAGAAAAGAAAGAAGAUGGUCGGCGUGGAAGGAAGAGGUCUGUGACCAAGAACAUUUUCAAAGCCUGCAAGUUGGAGAAUGAGGAGAGCAGUGCAAGGAGAAACGCAAAGUCUCAGACGAUGUUGAGAGCUUCAAAGAGACUGAAGAUUGAGAAGACUAUCCCAAUGGUUAACACCAAAGAAACCCGACGAAAGAAAGAGGAUGCUCGACAAGGAAUGAAGCGUUCUGUGACCAAGAACAAUUUUAAAGCCUCCAAGAAGGAGAAGGAGGAGGGUAUUGCAAGGAGAAAGGAAAAUUCUCAGACGACUUUCAGAGCUUCAAAGAGACUGAAGACUGAAAACGGGAGAGUAGAUCACAACCUGACUUCAAAGACUAUCCCAGUGGUAAACGCCAAAGAAACCAAACGAAAGGAAGGAGAGGCUCCGCAGGAAAAGAAGAUCCCUAUGACCAAGAACAAUGUUAAAUCAAAGUCUACAAGUCAUGUCAAAGACAACUUACCUAACAGUUUCAAAGCUCACAAGAAGGAGAAUGAAGAGAGCAGGUCAUCACUAGAUAAAAGCUAUGGCUAUUUCUUAGCGUGUCUGAGAAAUUCGAUGGUUAUCUUUGAACCGGAUCGAAAAGCGAAGCCUGAGAAAGAGUUAGUGUCUUUGUCCGAUCCUGAUAUUAUUGCAGUCAGCAAUUAUCCAUUUUCUGAUGGAGGCAAUUCCCCAUUCCAGGCAAACAAAGACGGCAAAGUGAUAGACCUUGAAGACGGUACUGAGCCUGAGAUUGUAUUCAACUCUUCAUUUAGCAAGAAGCUGUUGGAAGUUCUGAGAAAGCCCUUUGAUAAAGAUGAGUUCUUGCAACGCUGUCAUGAGGCAUCAGUCAAGAAACAGUUAACUCGGUCUAGGCAAUUACGAGAUGGAAGAGAGAUUGAAUAUAAUGUUGAUAACCAGUCGACACCUUCAUAUCUCGACCAGUAUCCAGAUUUCUACAAGAAGUUUCGUCUUUGUCGUUAUGGGAAGGAUGAUCCUAGAGCCCUGAACCUAUUGCGCGGGUUUUUCUUUUAUUUCGAGAACAUAGUUCUGGACGGUGCGUUUAAACCCUGGCUGUAUGAAAAACGUGUGAAGAGAGAAUGCGAAGAUAUUGAGUGCAUCGAGGAAGGCCGCACCGCACAAGCCCUUUUAGGUACAUCUUAGGUGAAACUCAAGACUCUACAAUGAUCACUUUGUAUUGGAUACCUAUCAUGUUAUUGUGAUAUCUUUAAUGUGACAAUCUAUGUUUUUUUUUUUUUAAGAAGACGUGUAUAUUCUUUUCUUGUUCUUUUAUUUUAUUAAUAGUCGAUACGAAAAUUAAGUUUUUUUUUUCUUACCAUUUUCACCCUAAUAUUCAGAUUUGGCCCUUACCAAUUUGGCCAUCUUAACCAUUCUAAAUGAAG